CACCCAUUGUUAAGCUACAGCAUGUGAGUGAGAGAGAAGAAGAAAAGCGGUGCAGAACAAUUCCAGACUCUUCCAAGUUUUCAGGGAAUGAAAGAGUAAAACUGCACUUAAUAGCCAAUCACCUUACCUAGGAGAAUAGGAGACAGAGACACAAAAAAACCACAAGAAAGGGAAAGCAGCCAGACAAAAGGGAAAGGCAUCGAAGAGUUGUGAGGCAGGGUAAGUGUUAAAGCAGAAGUGGAGGAUGGAUGGUUGGUUGAAGGAGGUGCAGCGUCGACCCCUCCUCUGUGUAUUCUGCAGUUCACUGGCCUUCAGACUACUCCAGACACUGCUGAAGUUUCUGCCCAGACCCCAUGCUGUUAACUGUGAUCAAUGGAAGAGCUAUAAAUGGAAGAAUCUCUCUGUGUCAGUCGUCCACUCACUCCUGACUGGCACCUGGGCAGUUUCCUGUGUUUUUCAGUACCCAGUGAUGGUGUAUGAUCUGCACUCGUCCUUUACUCCUGUCUCAUAUCUGCUUGUCAUCAUCUCAACAGGGUACUUUAUCCAGGAUGCCGGAGACAUCAUUUUUAGUGGGUAUGCACGAGAAUCAUGGGAGUUUCUGCUUCAUCAUGUAUUGGUGAUAUGGACGUUCUUGUACGCUGUUCUCACAAGGCAAUAUGUGGCUGGUGCUGUGGUAGCUCUGUUUGUCGAAGUAAACAGUGUAUUUCUACAUGCACGUCUCAUGCUCAAAAUGGCUGGAGUGACCAAAGACUCUCUCCUCUACACCAUUAACAAGUUUAUCAAUGUCACAACAUACAUCAGCUUUCGCCUGGGAGCGCAGUCCUACCUGACAUGGUACAUUCUGGUAAACUACUCUUGGUUGGACCAUGCUGGGUAUUUUCUGACAUCUAUGAUGCUCAUGAACAUCAUGAUCCUCAUUUAUUUCUAUCGUCUGCUGCGAACAGAUUUCUUCUCCAAGCACAGCCAAUCAAACGGUGUCCGCAAAUUUGUCCAGGACUGAAACACUACAUGAGUAUUGAACAUUCAUCUGUUAAAACAAGAACCUCUGAAUUUCAUGCUGGAGUCUGGUUUAACAAUACUUUAUGGUUAUACUUACAGACCUUACAGACAUACCAGAUAAACCUGCUUUUCACAUGCAGUGCAUGUUUUCAUUUUAAUUAUUUUGAUCAUGAGCUGAGUUUACUGUUUGAUUUUGAUCUCCAUGUCUGUGGGGGUCUUCUGGGUUCCUCACACAAACAUUGCUGGUAUGUGGAUUGGCUAUGCUAAAUUGACCCUAGGUGUGCACAUGCUGGAUGCCUGGCUGCAAAUUAUCAUCAUGCCCAGUGGAGUCCCUAACCAGGAUACACUGCUUUCUGAAGAAGACUGAAUGAGACUUAUUGCAUCUCUUAAAUGCAAUAAGUGUGAAAUGACAUUAUUUGUCUUUAGAACACUCUAUAACAUGAAGAUUCAUGGUGCUGAAUUUUUGCAUAAACAUUUUCCUUACAUAACUACAUGUGAAGUUCAUGAUCUGAACAGUAAAUUGUCUUUAAUAGAGAUCACUAGUAAAAGGGUGUAGUAAAAAUUUAAUAGUGACUAAAACUAAAACAUUGCAAAUACAUGGUAAUGUCUCCAUGCACUUUUACAAAUGCACCAAAGGAGUCACCUGAAUUGAGGCGAGAAUUAAAGUACAAGUUCCUAUCAUGUCAGUGUUGGCCCAUUAGAUGCCACUGAUAAAUCCAAAGUGUAUUCAAUAAUUCAGCAAAAGAUAAUUAUGUAGGGUGUUUAAUUUUAAAAAUAUAUAUGGAAUUGACUUGAAUCCCAAAUCAGCUUAAGGAUUUGUUAGGGAAUGGUUAGAAAUCAAGCUUUUUAAAAUUCAUGUUACAUUCUCAUUUUGAAAGUAUUGAUCUAAUCAGAGACCUGAGAGCUUCUGACCAGAAAAACGGUGGACAGAGAACGCAUUUUAAUUGUGCUUCCCGCCACUGAAAGUACAUGACACCAUAAGCACAAUAUAAAAAGACCUUUCUACAGUCAUGUGCAGAAUCCAAAAACCCCUACAAAAACUGUAAAGAAUGUAACUUGCCCAUUGCAGAGAAGUAUAGGUGGAUUUAGAACAGAACAUUUUAUUUUCUGAAUUUUGUUGGGCAUUAUUCUUUAUUUUAAUGAGUACUUGACUAUAAAAGUGGACGCACUGAGAAAUUAAACUAUUACUGUAUCAACUCA
Messenger RNA from Tachysurus vachellii, 2199 nucleotides. It is a transcript of the gene tlcd1, whose product is annotated as TLC domain containing 1. Gene Ontology annotation, biological process: membrane assembly; regulation of membrane lipid distribution; phospholipid homeostasis. The record is from RefSeq and is a predicted model, not a curated record. NCBI's taxonomy places the organism in Eukaryota, Metazoa, Chordata, Actinopteri, Siluriformes, Bagridae. The transcript has 4 exons. The coding region runs from base 245 to 1000 and encodes 251 amino acids. Gene Ontology annotation, cellular component: plasma membrane.